Messenger RNA from Microplitis mediator, 1452 nucleotides. Its product is annotated as tyrosine-protein phosphatase non-receptor type 9-like. Lineage: Eukaryota; Metazoa; Arthropoda; Insecta; Hymenoptera; Braconidae. The record is from RefSeq and is a predicted model, not a curated record. The transcript has a single exon. Gene Ontology annotation, biological process: protein dephosphorylation. Gene Ontology annotation, molecular function: protein tyrosine phosphatase activity. The coding region runs from base 219 to 1118 and encodes 299 amino acids.
UUCUAUGAAGGAGAAUGAUUAAGGUGACCAUUAAGAAACUAAAGGAAACAUUAGCGCAGCAUACGUCAUACCUUUGACGUCAGAAAAACUCCCCAUAGUAGCUUUUCACUUAAUAGCACAAUUAGAAGUACUUCAUUCAUUGUCGUGAAUCGUCGUGUUCAUUGCAGUGUACUGCAGAGAAUUAUAUGUGAACCAACUUGUUACUUAUCUGAACAACCAUGGUUGUAAAGUGUUUUGAAACUUUUCGUGCCAUCGAUUUUUGGAACAGAAGAAAUCAGCUAAACUUCCCUGGAAUUGUUCGUUUGGAGCACCAUCAAGUUAUUUUGAAGCUCUUUAACGGUACCUGUGAAAAUUACGAAAAACCAGAAAACCUGAGAAAAAAUCGUUACAACAUUCCAUGCUGGGAUCACAACCGGGUAAUUUUGAAAUCUGGCGGUGGAAGUGCAUCGGAUUAUAUCCACGCAAAUUACGUUGAUGGAUUUGAAGAUAAUAAAAAAUUCAUCUGCACUCAAGGACCAAUGGAGGAAACUUGCAACGAUUUUUGGAAGGCAGUUUGGCAGAAUAAUUGUUAUAUUAUAGUGAUGUUAACUCCCACAAAAGGAACGAAAGGAGAAGAACUCUGCUAUCAGUAUUGGAGCCUCAAUAAAGAUUCGAAAACUACGACUGAAGAUUUUGUGAUUGAAACUGUGAACACAAGUGUGCAGCCAACUUAUACUUUGACAACAUUAUGUAUUACAGACAAAACUUCAAACGACUUACGAAAAAUUAGUCAUUACCAGUAUACCGAAUGGCCAGUUGAUGAAACCCCGACAAAUCAUGUGGAUUUUAUCAAAUUUAUCAAGAUUAUAAACACCAACAAGCAAAAAAGCGCCUCGAAUAAUCAACAGCAGCUGUUAAGCCCAAUUGUGGUACAUUGUAGUGACGGUGUAAAAAAGACAGGAAUUUUUUGUGCAGUGGAUAUUUCAUUAAAUCAAUUAGUGCGAAUGAAAACAGUGUCAUUGGCAAACACAGCGGAAAGAAUUCGACAGCAACGCCACUCAACCAUCUCAACGCCAGAUGAUUAUUUAUAUUACAACCAGGUAAUCAUGUUUUACUGCAUCUUUUAUAUAAAAUUUUAGUGACUGUCACAAUCAAGAACUGCAGUUAAACAAAGUAGACGUAUUUUCGGUUAGCAACCACUCGAUUCAGCAGUGUGAACCCCGCUAAUCCGCCGAGUGUUAGAUCCACUCUAACAUGACGUGAAAAGCUUAAACCUAUAAAAAUGAAAUUGGUUUAUUGUUGGAAACAAAUCAGAGAAAUAAAACUGAAGUAGGCUAUUAUCUGUCAAUCGAACAGCAUCACAACUGGAUAAAACCACAGCCGGAUCGUAAAACUAAAACAUCCUAUACAUGAAAUUAUAUUGAAAAUUCUGAAUAUAAAUACCGGAUCAACCCAGAAUGAUUUCAGUCUAGU